Capsella rubella is the source of this 3546-nucleotide messenger RNA. RefSeq names its product LRR receptor-like serine/threonine-protein kinase. Gene Ontology annotation, molecular function: ATP binding; protein binding; protein kinase activity. The coding region runs from base 144 to 3401 and encodes 1085 amino acids. Lineage: Eukaryota; Viridiplantae; Streptophyta; Magnoliopsida; Brassicales; Brassicaceae. Gene Ontology annotation, biological process: protein phosphorylation. The transcript has 2 exons. The record is from RefSeq and is a predicted model, not a curated record.
CUUUGCUACUUCUCUGUCUCUUGUCUAUGCUCUGUGUUUAUUUAUAUAUUUCCUAAAAACAAAAUAAAACCAAACUCGAUGGAUUGGUUUCUUCGCUUUACACAAUCCCAACGCACUUCUCUCAUUCUUCUUCGUCUUCUCCGAUGCCACCAAAUAUCUAUAGGCUGUCCUUCUUCUCAUCCCUACUCUGUUUCUUCUUCAUCCCCUGUUUCUCUCUCGACGAACAAGGUCAUGCUCUCUUGUCAUGGAAGUCACAAUUGAACAUCUCCGGCGACGCUCUUUCCUCCUGGAACGUCGCCGACACAUCUCCCUGCAAUUGGGUCGGCGUAACUUGUAACCGUGGUGGAGAAGUUUCCGAGAUACAACUCAAAGGCAUGGACUUGCAAGUUUCUCCGUCGGUGACGAGUCUCCGCAGCCUCAAGUCUCUUACUUCACUCACUUUAUCUUCACUUAAUCUCACCGGGGUAAUCCCCAAGGAGAUCGGAGAGUUCACGGAGCUUGAAUUACUGGACUUAUCGGAUAAUUCUCUCUCCGGCGAUAUCCCCGUGGAAAUCUUCAGUCUCAAGAAACUCAAGACACUGUCGCUGAACACGAACAAUCUCGAAGGUCGGAUUGGGACGGAGAUUGGGAAUCUUUCGCAGCUUGUUGAGCUCAAGCUUUUCGACAACAAGCUAUCCGGAGAGAUCCCGAGGAGUAUAGGAGAACUCAAGAAUCUACAAGUCUUUCGUGCCGGUGGGAACAAGAAUCUAAGAGGUGAGCUUCCUUGGGAGAUAGGCAAUUGCGAGAAUCUUGUAAUGCUCGGUCUCGCCGAGACUAGUCUCUCCGGUAGACUUCCGGCGUCGAUUGGAAACCUGAAACGUGUUCAGACAAUAGCAAUUUAUACGUCUCUCUUGUCUGGUCCGAUUCCGGAUGAGAUUGGAAACUGUACAGAGCUCCAGAACCUCUACUUGUAUCAGAAUUCUAUUUCCGGAUCGAUUCCUACGACCAUAGGAGGACUAAAGAAGCUGCAGAGUCUACUCUUGUGGCAGAACAACCUCGUUGGGAAAAUUCCAACCGAGCUUGGGAACUGUCCCGAACUCUGGCUGAUCGACUUUUCAGAAAAUCUCCUCACCGGGAACAUCCCAAGAAGCUUCGGAAAACUUGAGAAUCUACAAGAGCUUCAGCUGAGCGUUAACCAGAUCUCUGGAACAAUCCCUGAGGAAUUAACGAAUUGCACAAAGCUUACGCAUUUGGAGAUCGACAAUAACCUCAUCACCGGCGAGAUUCCUCCAUUGAUGAGUAACCUAAGAAGCUUAACGAUGUUCUUCGGGUGGCAAAACAAGUUAACCGGAAACAUCCCGAAAAGUCUCUCUCAGUGUCUUGAGCUUCAAGCAAUCGAUCUCUCUUACAACAGUCUCUCUGGUCCCAUCCCAAAAGAGAUCUUCGGGUUACGAAACCUCACGAAGCUUCUUCUUCUCUCCAACGACUUGUCUGGUUUCAUACCUCCGGAUGUCGGAAACUGUACCAAUCUUUACCGGCUGAGACUCAACGGAAACAGACUUGCCGGAAGUAUCCCGACGGAAAUCGGAAACCUGAAAAAUCUCAACUUUGUUGACAUAAGCGAGAACCGUCUCGUCGGAACAAUUCCUCCGGCGAUCUCUGGUUGCGAAAGCCUCGAGUUUCUUGAUCUUCACUCAAACAGUCUCUCCGGUUCAUUGCUUGGUACACUUCCUAAAAGCUUGAAGUUAAUAGACUUCUCCGAUAAUGCUCUGUCUGGUCCUCUGCCUCCGGGAAUAGGAUUGUUAACAGAGCUUACGAAGCUCAAUCUCGCCAAGAAUCGAUUCUCCGGCGUAAUCCCUAGAGAAAUCUCCACCUGCCGGAGUCUACAGCUUCUCAAUCUCGGCGAAAAUGCAUUCUCCGGUGAAAUCCCAAACGAAUUAGGUCAAAUCCCGUCUCUAGCAAUCUCUCUCAAUCUCAGCUGCAAUGAGUUCGUCGGAGCAAUCCCGUCGAGAUUCUCCGACUUGAAAAGCCUCGGAGUACUUGACGUCUCUCACAACCGACUCACCGGGAACCUAAUCGUCUUAACGGAUUUACAGAACCUAGUCUCUCUCAACCUCUCCUUCAACGAUUUCUCCGGCGACUUACCCAAUACUCCCUUUUUUCGGAAACUCCCACUCUCUGAUCUCGCUUCCAACAAAGGGCUUUACAUCUCUAACGCCAUCUCAACCCGGUCCGACCCGACGAACCGGAACAGCUCCGCCGUACAAAUAACCAUUUUGAUCCUCAUCGUCGUCACCGCCGUCCUUGUUCUCCUGGCGGUUUACACUCUAGUUCGGGCACGAGUCGCCGGAAAACAACUCCUCGGUGAAGAAAUAGAUUCGUGGGAAGUGACGCUCUACCAAAAACUCGAUUUUUCAAUCGACGACAUCGUCAGGAAUCUGACGUCGGCAAACGUCAUCGGAACCGGGAGCUCAGGUGUGGUUUACCGUAUAAGCAUUCCCUCCGGCGAGUCACUGGCGGUGAAGAAAAUGUGGUCGAAGGAAGAGAGCGGUGCGUUUAACUCAGAGAUUAAAACUCUAGGAUCGAUUCGUCACAGAAACAUAGUUCGUCUUCUUGGUUGGUGCUCGAAUCGGAAUCUGAAACUCCUGUUCUACGAUUAUCUCCCUAACGGUAGCCUGAGCUCUCGGCUUCACGGCGCCGGAAAAGGAGGAAACGUUGGUUGGGAGGCUCGAUACGACGUCGUUCUUGGUGUGGCCCAUGCACUUGCUUAUCUCCAUCACGAUUGUCUCCCCGCAAUUAUACAUGGUGACGUUAAAGCCAUGAAUGUUUUAUUGGGUCCUCACUUGGAACCCUACUUAGCUGAUUUCGGUUUAGCUAGAACCGUCUCCGGAAUUGAUUUAUCAAAACCCGCCAACCGGCCUCCCUUGGCUGGCUCCUAUGGUUACAUGGCUCCGGAACAUGCUUCGAUGCAAUGUAUAACCGAACAGAGCGAUGUUUAUAGUUACGGAGUGGUAUUGUUAGAGGUUCUAACCGGGAAGCAUCCGUUAGAUCCUGAUCUGCCAGGAGGUGCACACUUGGUUAAGUGGGUGAGAGAUCACUUGGCUGAGAAAAAAGAUCCUAGCAGGCUUCUUGACCCGAGACUCAAUGGACGGACGGACUUGACAAUGCAUGAGAUGCUUCAAAGCCUUGCGGUCGCGUUCCUAUGUGUGAGCAACAAGGCAAACGAACGGCCUUUGAUGAAAGAUGUUGUGGCAAUGCUCACAGAGAUAAGGCAGGCUAAUGUUGGACGAUCAGAGUCUGGCAAGCUCAAAAGUGAUGGUUGCGGAAGCAAAGAGCCACAACAAUUGAUGUCGAAUGAGAAGAUCAUCAUUUCUCACGGUUCAUCUAACUGUUCAUUUGCGUUUUCGGACGACUCUGUUUGAAACAAACAAAAGGAAAAUUAAUAAUUUGUAAUUGAUAAAAUUGUGAGCUAUUGUAAAAGCUGUGUGAAUAUGUUUUUGUUGGAGCUUUAAUUUUUUUUUUUUUGGUAUAAAUACAACUGGAGGGUAAAAACUAGGAUUAAUUGGA